Messenger RNA from Aspergillus campestris IBT 28561, 993 nucleotides. Its product is annotated as DUF2306 domain-containing protein. The coding region runs from base 182 to 883 and encodes 233 amino acids. The transcript has a single exon. The record is from RefSeq and is a predicted model, not a curated record. NCBI's taxonomy places the organism in Eukaryota, Fungi, Ascomycota, Eurotiomycetes, Eurotiales, Aspergillaceae.
AUUGUAGGCACAGGGUAGGGUGGGAUGUGUGUAUUCAAUCCUGGCAUAAAAGCUGACAUUCACCAUUCUGCUAGCAUACUUGCUUAUCACUAAAUUCAUCUUGUUCAACACUCUACCACCAAGCACACCAAAACAUUGUUCCAUAUAAGCUGCAGCUGAAUUCCAUUUGGCUGUGUCCACAAUGGCCAAGCACACAUCCCUUCCCCCGCUCGCCGCAGACAUGUCUAGCCCUGAGAAAUCUCACCAACAACAGACCCCAAAAGCACAAUUCAGCCCCAAGCGCCGCUCCCUCGACCGCAAAUGGUACAUCACAACAAUAGCAGCCCUCCUCACCAGCUGCUACGUGAUAAUCUUCAUAUCCGGCACACCACGAGGCGGCCCAGCCGUCAGGGAGCGGGUCCUCUCCAACCCAGGCGGCUGGUCGCACAUCCUCGGCGGACUAAUCUCAAUGACCAUCGGGCCCUUCCAGUUCCUCAUCACCUUCAACAAGCAGCCUCCAGCCAUUCACCGUUGGCUGGGCCGCAUCUACAUGGCAGCCGUGGCAGCCGGCGGGGUGGGGAGUCUCUCUCUGUGCGUAACAACUGUUGCUUAUCCCGCCGGGGCGUGGGGGUUUGCGGCGCUGGGUGCUGUGUGGCUGGCUACUGCGGCGUUGGGUUGGCAGGCUGCGAGGCGGCAGAAUUAUGCUAGACAUCGCGAGUGGAUGAUGCGGAAUUUUGUCCUCACGUAUGCGGCGGUUAUGUUGCGGUGGCAGCUGCCGCUGUUGCUGUGGUGGGGGUAUUCGGUGGUGGAGGCGCUUACUAUUACGGGUUUUUCGUGUUGGGUUCCAAAUGUGGUGUUUAUGGAGUGGUGGAUUGGGCGGGGGGAGAAGGAGAGGAUGGAGUAGUUCUUGCUGUAUAGGGUGUAUUGUAGUUGUUUUGGGAUUUGGGUGUAUAUUGGGGGGCUUUCCUCAUCUGGAGAAGAGGGUAAAUAAUUGUAUAGGGACUUCUUGAUGAU